AUUCUGUAAGUCAUAGAAAAGUUUGAAACAUUCUGUCUGUGGUAGAGCUCGGGCCAGCUGUAGUUCAUUCGCCAGUGUGCUUUUCUUAAUAUCUAAGUCUUAUUUUCAGAAACUAUGAAUAAAUCUUCUACACCAUCUUCCCGAGAGCUUUAGUAAGACCUCAGACUGGAGUAGAGUUGAAGGAGGGAAUGCCAGUCUGAAGAAGGAAAGGAAGAGGAGAGACAGCAAGGAGAACUUCAGUUGUCAAGAUGGUGCGUGAGCAGUACACUACAGCCACAGAAGGCAUCUGCAUAGAGAGGCCAGAGAAUCAGUAUGUCUACAAAAUUGGCAUUUAUGGCUGGAGAAAGCGCUGUCUCUACUUGUUUGUUCUUCUUUUACUCAUCAUCCUCGUUGUGAAUUUAGCUCUUACAAUUUGGAUUCUUAAAGUGAUGUGGUUUUCUCCAGCAGGAAUGGGCCACUUGUGUGUAACAAAAGAUGGACUGCGCUUGGAAGGGGAAUCAGAAUUUUUAUUCCCAUUGUAUGCCAAAGAAAUACACUCCAGAGUGGACUCAUCUCUGCUUCUACAAUCAACCCAGAAUGUGACUGUAAAUGCGCGCAACUCAGAAGGGGAGGUCACAGGCAGGUUAAAAGUCGGUCCCAAAAUGGUAGAAGUCCAGAAUCAACAGUUUCAGAUCAACUCCAACGACGGCAAGCCACUAUUUACUGUAGAUGAGAAGGAAGUUGUGGUUGGUACAGAUAAACUUCGAGUAACUGGGCCUGAAGGGGCUCUUUUUGAACAUUCAGUGGAGACACCCCUUGUCAGAGCCGACCCGUUUCAAGACCUUAGAUUAGAAUCCCCCACUCGGAGUCUAAGCAUGGAUGCCCCAAGGGGUGUGCAUAUUCAAGCUCACGCUGGGAAAAUUGAGGCGCUUUCUCAAAUGGAUAUUCUUUUUCAUAGUAGUGAUGGAAUGCUUGUGCUUGAUGCUGAAACUGUGUGCUUACCCAAGCUGGUGCAGGGGACGUGGGGUCCCUCUGGCAGCUCACAGAGCCUCUACGAAAUCUGUGUGUGUCCAGAUGGGAAGCUGUACCUGUCUGUGGCCGGUGUGAGCACCACGUGCCAGGAGCACAACCACAUCUGCCUCUGAGCUGCCUGCGUCCUCUCGGUGAGCUGUGCAGUGCCGGCCCCAGAUCCUCACACCCAGGGAGCAGCUGCACAUCGUGAAAGACUGAGGCAGCGUGGAUGGGAAGUAAACGCUUCCAGAGGAACUCAGAAAAAAUUAUGUGCCAGUGAAAGUGUUUGGACAAAAACUACAUGAUCUCAAAAUGCACGUGGAUGUGAGACACAAAAGUUGACAAAAUGGAAAAGCAAUGUGUUUUUCCACUGGAUUAAUUUUCACCGGAACAAUUGCGAAUUCUCUCUGCCUCGCCUCCCCCUAUCUUGUCCGUGUGGGCACACACUGAGUGUUGAGUUGCCGUGUGGAGUUAAUGUAUGACGCUCCACUGUGGAUAUCUAAUGCCCUGUUGAGAGUAGCCUUGCUCAGUACUAAAAUGCCCCAAAGUUCUAUACAGCAUUUCCUUUAUAGCAUUCAAACCUCACAUCCUCCCUUCAGUUUAAUGCAAGUAAGUCAGGUUUCACAAGAAAAUUUUCAAGUUUUGAAGGGAAUUUGAGGUUGAUCUGGUUUUCAAGAUGUAGUUAAAGGAAUAAAUCACUCAAAAUUAAACUUUCUGUAUAUAGUCAAUAAGCAAUAAAAACCUCAUUUUUCAGA
Homo sapiens (human) is the source of this 1745-nucleotide messenger RNA. It is a transcript of the gene SGCG, whose product is annotated as sarcoglycan gamma. Gene Ontology annotation, cellular component: cytoskeleton; dystroglycan complex; membrane. The record is from RefSeq and is marked reviewed. The coding region runs from base 249 to 1124 and encodes 291 amino acids. The transcript has 9 exons. Lineage: Eukaryota; Metazoa; Chordata; Mammalia; Primates; Hominidae.